UCUAUCAUAGAAGAAAAAAUGGAUUUUGGAUCAAUCACAAUCCCUUGAAAAGGAGUCGUUCUUAUUAUUUCGAUGAUUAACCCUUGCAGUCACCUGCGGUGUUUACUGGAAGCUCUUCGACCUUAAUGGACAUUUAACUUAACUAAUCUUUGAUGACCGAAAUUGAAAAUAACUUGGGAAAGGAUCCAGUUAAAGAAACACAAUAGACACCCCAUGGAAUCAGAGAAGUAGUGGCGUAAAUGAAAGGAAAGCUGUAAUGUGAGUAACCUUUCUUUCGCAGAGCUCCAUCCACAGUGGAAUGCAGCACUGAGCUUCCAAAAUGUUGGCUAUAGCUCUAUUGAUCUUUGGAUUAGGACCUACAUGGACAUCAGCGCUUGAUAGUGGUAACGAAACCGACUCUAUUCACUCCACAAGUGUUACUAACGCAAGAGUCACGCCAACCAAGCAUGUUGGUAUUCCAUUAACGAGGUCUACCGCUGACCGAGAAUUUUACCUGGAUACGGUAGCUCCACGUACAAGAAACCAUCAAGAAAAGAAAAACCAAGAAAAACCUCUUGCUAGCAAUGGAUCACAGUCAGAUAAUUCAACUGAAGCCCUUCUACAAAUGAUUUUGAAUAAUAUCAAACUGAAAUCUGAUAGUAGGCUCAGACCUAAACUUGGAAGUAAGUACAGGUUGAUGCGAUACAUUGUUGUAACACAACUGUCAAAUUGUUAA
Actinia tenebrosa (Australian red waratah sea anemone) is the source of this 715-nucleotide messenger RNA. Its product is annotated as glycine receptor subunit alpha-2. Gene Ontology annotation, biological process: monoatomic ion transmembrane transport. Lineage: Eukaryota; Metazoa; Cnidaria; Anthozoa; Actiniaria; Actiniidae. The record is from RefSeq and is a predicted model, not a curated record. Gene Ontology annotation, cellular component: membrane. Gene Ontology annotation, molecular function: extracellular ligand-gated monoatomic ion channel activity; transmembrane signaling receptor activity.